This is a messenger RNA of Aplysia californica (California sea hare), 2515 nucleotides long. Its product is annotated as intraflagellar transport protein 74 homolog. Gene Ontology annotation, molecular function: beta-tubulin binding. Gene Ontology annotation, biological process: intraciliary transport involved in cilium assembly; cilium assembly. Lineage: Eukaryota; Metazoa; Mollusca; Gastropoda; Aplysiida; Aplysiidae. The coding region runs from base 106 to 1884 and encodes 592 amino acids. Gene Ontology annotation, cellular component: cilium; intraciliary transport particle B; centrosome. The transcript has 23 exons. The record is from RefSeq and is a predicted model, not a curated record.
CUACUUCCGUUUCCUACAUUCCAUCAGUAUAAUUGUUGACACCAGCAACCGUUGUGUGUGAAGAUCUAAGCUUCUUGACUGUUGCGUCAAGUCGUUGAACUAAAAAUGAGCCAACGGCCACCUACAAGUUCCAACCGGCCAACGACUGGCCGGGCUAUAGGAACAGCCAUGGGGCGGCAGCCAGGCACAGCUACACGCUUAACCACUGCUAUGAAUCCUGGAACAGCAAGACCCGGUACUCGGGGUGGCCAGGUGGCAGGGGGUGUUGCCCUGAAUGCACAAGUUACUGUUGUAGAUCGACCAACAACUCAGCAAGGUCUUGGAGGCAUGAAGACUGCCGCUAGAGGUGGUAGACAAGUUCAGGAUAAAAGCUAUUAUCUGGGUUUAGUGAGGAGUAAAAUUAACGAUCUGUAUGCUGAAAAUGCAAGGCUGAAUAAAGACAUUGAGAAUGCAAGUGAUGAAAAUUCAAGCUUCUUGUCUUAUGAAAAGAGAGCUGAGGCUUUGGCCUCUGAGAUCAGAGACCUGCAAGGGGAGCUUGGGGACUACAACACGCUGGUCGAUAAACUGACAACAGAUGAAGAUAUUCAAGAUGUAGAAGCCGACUGUGAAGCACUGAGAUCUGAAAAUGACAGAAAUGCCAAGAGAAUGGAAGAUGGAUUUGAAAUGAAGAAGCAACGUGAAGACCAGAUCCAGAAUUUGGAGACUGAGCUGGAUCAGGAGAAAAGAAUGGCAGAUAACCUUGUCAACGACAUGAACCCCGACCUGCGUCAGAGGUACGUCCAGCUCAAAGACCUGAAUGAGCAUCUGCUGAGACAGCUGGAGAGUGGCCAACAAGAAAAGGAUACUCUCAACUCCAAGAUUGAAAACCUGCAAGAGGAGUUGUCCUUGUCCCAAGUCAAGCAAGAGGCUGUCCGACUCUACGAUCAGCUUCAUGAGUUGGAGAUUAAACGUGAUGGGCUGGUGGAAGAGGCAAAGAGCAAAGGCUCUCCUGCUGAGGAAAGAGAAAAGUUGCUCAAACAAGUGAAGGAAGACAACCAGGAGAUUGCCAGUAUGGAGAGACAAACUCGGGAGCUUCAAGAGAAAAUUGAAGGAAUGCAAGACAACAUUCAACAGCUUGACCUUGACAUUGAAGAAAAUCAAGGAGAGAGAAAUCAAAAGUACAAGGAGUUGAAAAAACGUGAAGAAAGCAUGGAUGAAUUUUUGGCUACAUUCGAAGAAAACAAAGCAGAUGAAGCUAAAAAAAUCUCAGAAAUGGAACAGGGUAUUGUCACCUUACUGGAGACUAUGAGUCGGAACAUGGGCCGCUUCACACACCUGCCUACCCCUAAGGAGCUCAUGACCAUGAAGGCGGAUCUGCAGUUCAAGGAAGAUGAGAGGCAGAAGUCAGAACGCACAACUCUAGGGCUGGCUGCAGAAAGAGAAAAGCUUCAGCAUGACCUCCAGAAGAUGGAACAGUUUGAGGAAAAACUCAACGAGGAGCUGAAUGUGCUGCGGGAGCGAGUGGUGGAGAUGGAGAAGGAAUUGGAGGUCUACUCUAACUUGGAUCAGCUCAGAUCUGACUCGGACACAAAGAAACAGAAAUUGAUGGAUGAUAGAAUCAUUCUUCAGAAGAGACGAGACAAUUUCAAAAAGAUGAUUCAGGCUCUUACUGUGCGCUAUGAAGGACUCAAGUCACAACUCAAUGAGAAUGAGACAUACUCACAGCUGUGCAACUUGGAGAAGAAAUGGCAACACCACGAACAGAAUAAUUUCUCCAUGAAGGAAUUUAUCUCUCAAAGGACCAUGGAGUGCGACUUCAACAAGCUCAGCAAAAGAGUGCAAGGAUCUUUGGAUGACUUCAACGCAAUGCUCCAGUCUCACAUGGCAAACCAGAGAACAUAUUAAUGCCUUGACUUCCUUAGCUGUAGUUGUAAUUUUAAAAAAGAAAAGUUUCUCCAUCUUUAUUUCACUAUGCUGAAUUAAUAAUGAGCCAGCAGUGAUGAAAUUGUUUGGUGAAGAAGUCAAACUUUUUGGUUCAGAAAAUAUAAUUGAAAGAAAUUUGAAUAUUGUGAUUUUUUUUCUUCUAAAUUUGUUUUGGUUACAAUUUUUCUUUAUUAGCUAUCAUAAGAACUUUUGACAUAUCAUCCAUGUUGCAUUUGCUGUGAUAUUCUUCGAGCGCUAAGUUUAUGAUUAUUCAUUUGUAAUUUAUCUUGAUAGCACCUGUUAGCUGUUUGCUCUCUCUCUUGUUGAAGUAAAUGUUUUCUUCAUCUUCUGUCAAAAGAUAAUCUACUCCUACUUGCACUUGUGACUGAACUCACUUUUGUCAUACCAUGUCAUAGGCCUCAUAUUUCAUGCAAACAUUUUCAUCUUUUGUAAGUUUACAUCUCUGUAAUGUGUAUUACUAAUGUAUAAGUUAUCCCCGUUGCAAGGGAAAUGGGUUUACUCCAUCUGAGUAAAAAGUGUAAGAGCCGCUCUUUUUUUUGUGACAAUGGUGAAACGAAUGAUCAUUCCUGCAGAUUAAAAUUUUUUUUAUCAA